UCUUUAUGAACACGUGUGCUUGUUUUAACACGUGUGUUUGUUUUUAUUGUUUACCAGUCCUGUCGUUAUUUUCCAAGUUGUUCUCUUUGUGUUGUCUGAUUUCCCCCUAGGCCCUAAAUGCAAAUCAGCACAUGUAACGCGAUGCUUUCCUUUGUGCUGUCAUCAAGUAAGCUACCGUACGGCCGGUUCUGUCCAUCCACCCAGUCCCCAUGUAAACCCCGGCCCUGACUGCUCUGUUUCUGUCAGUACUGACUCUACAGCCGUGAGGAUCUGUGUCGUCGUGAAAACAUCGUGCAGUACUUUGGAGCAGCUGUGCAUUUUGGACUGGAAGUUUGACCAACAUGGCGGCAAGAGCUGAAUCUCAUCUGGAACAAGAGGAAGGGGAGACUGGACAGGGAGACCAGGAUUCUCCAUGUACCCACAAGUGUAGCGUGUGUCACAAGGCGUUUCGUUAUCAAAGUCAACUAACAAGUCACAUGCAGACUCACACCAAAGAGAAACUGUACGGAUGUGAGGAAUGCGACAAAAGAUUCAGUUGGCAGGGUAGCCUAAAGAGACAUAGGAUGACUCACACCGGUGAGAAACCGUACAGGUGUGAUUACUGUGCAAAACAGUUUCGUCAGCCGUCAAAUCUAACGGCACACUUGCGGACUCACACAGGGGAGAAGCCGUACCAAUGUGAGGAGUGCGGCAGGCGGUUUAGUGAGCUGUCACAAGUAAGGAACCACAUGCGGACUCACACGGGUGAGAAACUGUAUCAAUGUGAGGAAUGUAACAGGUGUUUCGGUACGCUGAAUAGACUGACGGCACAUAUCAGAAUCCACACCGGUGAGAAACCGUACAAAUGUGAGGAGUGUGGCAGGCAGUUCAGUAGGCCCGAUCAUAUCAGGAGACACGAACGGACUCACACAGGGGAGAAACCCUACACGUGUGAACAGUGUGGUAGACAGUUCAACGAGCUGUGUCAUCUGAAGAAACACGUAAGGACUCAUACCGGUGAGAAACCGUACCAAUGUGAGGAGUGCAGCAAACAUUUCACUGCGCAGACCGAUCUGAAGAGGCACAUGAGGACUCACACAGGGGAGAAACCCUACAUGUGUGGGGAGUGCGGCAGGCGAUUCGGUUGGCUGGAUAGUCUGAAAUACCAUGUACAGACUCACAAGAAGUAGAAACCCUACAGAUGUGAGGAGUGUAGAAAGCAGUUCACUACUCUGUGCCAUCUCACACCGCAAAAAACUGUAGAUAUAAAGAUACCAUCAAGUGGCUCAGUCACGAAAAUAGCUAGCAGAAAUUAUUUGUGGAUGUUUGAUUCAUGGGAAAGGUGAGAGAUGCUUAGAUAUGCUAGAUCCAACUAUGUUGUUCUUUUACCAAUUCGGCCUCAUAUUUACGGUUUUCUUUCACUCUCUGUAUUGUAAUUUCUACAUUGUAAAAUGAAAUUGAUAGAGAAUAGGUCAAAAGACCACUUCAUGUUAUUCUAUAUG
Branchiostoma belcheri (Belcher's lancelet) is the source of this 1481-nucleotide messenger RNA. Its product is annotated as zinc finger protein 239-like. Bases 342 to 1169 code for a protein of 275 amino acids. The transcript has 2 exons. NCBI's taxonomy places the organism in Eukaryota, Metazoa, Chordata, Leptocardii, Amphioxiformes, Branchiostomatidae. Gene Ontology annotation, cellular component: nucleus. The record is from RefSeq and is a predicted model, not a curated record.